Molecule: messenger RNA, 2241 nt
Organism: Lotus japonicus
Lineage: Eukaryota; Viridiplantae; Streptophyta; Magnoliopsida; Fabales; Fabaceae
Product: RNA-binding KH domain-containing protein RCF3
Exons: 7
Coding region: 88-1953 (621 amino acids)
Biological process (GO): regulation of gene expression
Cellular component (GO): cytoplasm; nucleus
Molecular function (GO): mRNA binding
Source: RefSeq, a predicted model, not a curated record
GACAAUAAAAAAGUCCAACCUCUUUCCUCGUUCCUUCCGUUUUUGUGUCGUUUCACGAUUCUCUUCUCUUCUCAUCAUCACUGACUGAUGGAAACAAAUCACACAGUAAUGGAAUCCACCUCUCUCCCAAUGCAAGACCCAACUUCCCCCGCCGCCGCCGAACCCGAACAACACCAGCACCAGCACCAGCACCGGUCGCCGCGGCCGUCAUCGUCGAAGCGCAACUACAAGUCAAAGCGGCCAGUAUUCAAGAUUCUCCCAGGUCAGAUCGCGUUCCGUCUGGUCUGCCACGCGUCCAUAGUCGGCGGCUUAAUCGGCAGCUCCGGUUCCAUCGUGUCCCAGCUCCGGCGAGAAACCGGUUGCAAAAUCCACUGCGAGGACGCCGUGCCCGGCACCGAUGACCGGGUCAUACUGAUAAUCGGGUCUCUUUGGCCCCGGAAAGGCGUCGCGUUGGAAGAUGGCGAGGUCGAGGUUUCCAACGCGCAGGAAGCUUCGGUUAGGGUUUUUGAGAGGGUUUGGGAGCUUGAAGCUGAGAAAGGGGUUAACAGAACCAUUAACAGUGAAGUUGUCUGUAAAUUGCUUGCACACACUUCUCAGAUUGGUGCUCUUGUGGGGAAAGGAGGGAAGAACAUUUCCACCAUUAGGAAUAAUACUUGUACGAAAAUUAGGGUUUGCCCUUCUCCUCCUUGUGCCGCUAAAGACGAGGAGUUAGUUCUAAUUACUGGUGAAAGUUUGGGUGUAAAGAAAGCGCUGGUUUCUGUAUCUCAUUGUCUUCAAGAUUGUCCACCAUUAGCCAAAGCUCCGGUAUCUUUGAGCCCGCCAACUCUUAGCUCUUCUGAUAUGUCAUCCCCGGAUCCACAUGAUGAACUUUUUCCUCACCUUAAUUCAUGGCUACCCUCCAUGGAAGGUUUAUCUAUAAACGAUGCUUCAAGACAGACAACAAACUCUAAUGGAAACUUUAAUCUUGACUCGAAAGGUGCAGAGCACCAAGUUGUGUUCAGAAUCCUUUGCUCUAAUAACGUAGCUGGUAGUGUGAUUGGCAAAAGAGGGGCUAUAGUCAGAGCUCUAGAAAACAAAACAGGUGCUUCUAUUAUCUUUGCAGCUCCUAUAAACAACUUUGCUGAGCGCAUUGUCACCGUUUCUGCCAUCGAGAACCUUGGAUCUAGUUAUUCUCCAGCACAAGAUGCUGUUAUUCUGGUCUUCGCUAGAAUUAUUGAAGAUCAUAUUGGAAAGGGUUUUCUACCGGCAUCUAGUGUAGAAUCACCUGUAACUGUGAGGCUUUUAGUUGCAUCAAGCUCUGUAAAUUGCUUGAAUGGCAAUGAAGGUCAGGUGAUUUCGGAAUUGAAAGAGUCAACCAGGGCUGAUAUACAAAUUUUGCAUGGAGAGCCGGUUCCAACUGCUUCUGAUAAUGAUGUGGUAGUACAGAUCACUGGUGGGUACAGAUGUGUACAAAAUGCUCUACAUAAAAUCACUAGUAGAAUCAGGGAUAAUCUUUACCCAAAUGAGGUGCUUGCUGAAGCAAGAACGAAUUCCAACUUUCAAGUGAAUAAGGAUAUUGCAGAGGGUAAUUUUUCUGCCCAUGGAAAAUCUGCUUUUCCUUUAGGGAGGUUUAUGCGACAGAAUGCUGGGGGGCAUGGUGGAUCUAACUCAGAGAAUGGAGUAUUACAUACGGAUUUAAGUGAGAAUUCCGAACGUGGGAGAGGAAACAUGCUUGCUACUGUGACAAAUACUACUGUGGAGAUUGUAGUUUCUGAACAUGUCUUCAGUUCUGUUUAUGGCGAAGAUGGCGGCAAUGUGGAUCGAAUCAGACAGAUUUCAGGUGCAAGUGUAACGGUUUAUGAUCCUUCUGCCGGAACAAGCCAAGGGAAGGUAGUGAUAUCCGGGACACCUGAUCAAACCUUUGCAGCACAGAGCUUGCUUCAAGCCUUCAUUCAAUCUGGACAAGUAAGCUGAGCUGAUGAGAAGUUGCAUUCCAUUAUCACACGUCAAGUCGACAACCUUCACUAAUCACGUUGUGAAUAUGAAUUUACUGUUUUCCUGAAAGAUGAUGCUUUCUUUCUAGGCACUCCAAACAUAGAUUUUGUUCAAUUUAUGUCUCUUUUUGUUCUCUCUCUCCCCUUCCCUCACUCUCUCUUAAAAAAGAGAAGGGGUGCAGCUGCCACUAACAUCAAUCGAUAGUUCAAUUUCACUUAAAGACCCCAUUUAUAACAGUUCAUCCCCGUUGUGGUUUUUUGCUGUUGA